Molecule: messenger RNA, 1939 nt
Organism: Harmonia axyridis
Lineage: Eukaryota; Metazoa; Arthropoda; Insecta; Coleoptera; Coccinellidae
Product: abscission/NoCut checkpoint regulator
Exons: 5
Coding region: 202-1125 (307 amino acids)
Biological process (GO): mitotic cytokinesis checkpoint signaling; abscission
Cellular component (GO): midbody; cleavage furrow; centrosome
Molecular function (GO): phosphatidylinositol-3-phosphate binding; metal ion binding
Source: RefSeq, a predicted model, not a curated record
UCAUUUAAGUGUCAAAAGUGUCUAUGUUGGGAUUCAUUUUUAGUGCCUAAUCAAAUAAUUGAUAGCCGAAGCCGAUGGCAACUGUAAAUAACUAAUUUAAAUAUGUUAGAUAGUGUAAAUGUUUCUUUCUGUUAAUAUCUAUAUAAAUAUUUGACGUCAUAUAAGAAAUUAUUGAGUGGACAAUUUUUUCAAUUAAGAAAGAUGGCUUGUAAUACUUGUAAUACAAAAUUCAAUUUUUUUCAUAAAGAGAUGGGAUGUGCAAGUUGUGGCAUGUCAUUUUGCAAUAAAUGCUUGAAACAAAAAUGCAAAAUUCCUUCAAAAGGAUCUUCGGAGUUUAGUGUUUGCAGAAUUUGUUAUAAUAAGCUCACAUCAAAGAAUGAAACGGAGAACUCAUUCAGUCCACCUGACACAUAUUUGAAGCGUUUGGAGAAUCUCGAGAAUCCAGUUGCUCCACCUAUAACUGUAUAUAAACAGAAUCCAAAAUUUCAGAAAAUGAAAGUUGGUCUCACUCCUGCAGAUCAGAAACUUGUAGAUCGUCUAGAGAAGUUAAAAGAUGAUAAGAAUAAGUCUCCUCCCCCCUCAGAAACUGAACUGAGAAAGAGAUUGGCUCAAUUGAAAGGCGAAAAUUUUGUUGAAACUUCUUAUAAAAAUUUACUACCUACUGUGGAUAGUAGAACAAAUCAGGAAAAAGUGGAUGGUCUACUUGAACAGUAUACAAGUGAACGUGACAUUGAAUUACAGCAUAAUCCUCAGGAAGAAAUAGAAGCAAGAUUAGCAACACUAAGGGAACAAGGUGUUAGACCAAAUGAAGGCCCUUAUAUGAGUAACUUACAUGAUUCUGAUGAUUCCGAAGAAGAAAUUGGAAAAAUUAGUAAAAAGGUUAUGGAUGAGGUAGCUCUGGAAGAAAAGACCAAAGUUAUUAUAGGUUCUUCUGGUACAGAAGAGGAAGAACAAUAUGAAAACCUAGAUGAAACAGAUGUACUUCCUUGGUGUGUUUUGUGUAAUAAUGAUGCUAAUGUUAAAUGUAUCGAAUGUGGCGAUUUAUACUGCGCAAAAUGUAACAAAGAAGUGCAUGAGCAAUGGGAUCGAGAUCAUACAGUUGUGGCUUUCAAAAAAAAUAAUUGAGAAAAGGUAUUAUAAUUCUAGUAUAGUCCUACCUUGUUUACUUCUUUCUAGAAGAAACUCAAAAAUUCAUAUAUUUGACUCUUUUAUAUUUAUAAUUAAUUUAUUAGCGUUUGUGUCAAUUUAUUUUGUUUUUUUAUUAUGUUUCAAAAAUAAGUUUUAUUAUUAAUUCAUUUUGAAUUAUUACGGUUAGUUAUUAUAUUUUGUUAUUUAAUAAUUUCAUAAUAUGUAUGUAUAUUAUUGUUAUCCUAACAAAUAGGAAUGAAAUUAAAAAAGCUCUUGAAAAAUAAUGACAAAAAUUAGUGAUUUCUGCAGGUGCUCAUUCAACUUAUUUUUACAGAGAUUCUUAGCAAUGUUUAAUGUAAGCCCUUUGAAGAAGAUUUAAAUUAAUGUAAUUCCUGAAAAAAUUACAUUUUACCCAAUACUUGUUUGAAUUUUUAUCUGAAAUUUUAGUCUUCUACAGUUUCGAUGAAAUUUUAUAUAAUUAAUAAAUUUUUUCUUUUCUAUCUGGGAAAAUUGAAAGAUCUCUUUUGUUAUGUGUAAUAAGUACAAGUAUUUUCAUUUAGAAUCUCCUGACUUUCAAACUGUGAAAAAGCAGUAUGCAUAUUCCAAAUGGUGUAACUUUUUUCCAUUCACAUGAAUUAGAAAUAUGUAAAUCGAAUAAGGUGCUUAUUAAAUGAGAACUAUUUUUUAUUAACAAAAACAACUAUGUUAUUACUGCUAUAAUUCCAAUUUAUAUAUUUCCUUUCAAAUUUAUCAUUAAAUAAUACAAUCAGAAUUGUCAUAUAAUUAUUUUCAAAUAAAUUAAGGAAACUUA